CGAGGCGAGAGCGCAGCUCCGCAGCCCCGGCUCUCUCCCUGCUCCCUCCCUCCUCCCUCCCGGAGCGGCGGCGGCAGCCGGAGGAGGAGCAUGUCGGACGGUUUUGACCGGGCCCCAGGUGCUGGUCGGGGCCAGGGCCGGGCCCGGGGCCGAGGAGGCGGAGGGGGCGGGCCCGAGGGCGUCGGUUUUCGCGGCGGAGGCGAUAGCAGCGGAACCGCGGAGCCGGGCGAGCGGCCCCGACCGCAGCAGCCCCCGCCCCCCGAGCCGCUGAGGCCGCCCAAGACGUCCCCUCCGCCCGGGGCCCUGCCAGAGCUCCCGGCCGCUCCCGACCGGCCGCCUCCGGGCGGGCCUCCCGCAGAACAUCCGAAGCCUACGAGAGCUCCACCUAGUUCACAGGAUAAAAUCUCCCCCCGUGCUUCAGUAAUGGCUAAACCCCAGGUGGUUGUAGCACCUGUGUUUGUGUCGAAGUUGUCCGUAAAUGCCCCAGAAUUUUACCCAUCAGGUUACACUUCUAAUUAUACAGAUUCUUCCUAUGAAGAUGGAUGUGAUGGUUAUCCCACUCUUACAGAAUAUGUACAGGAGUUUUUGAAUCACCUUACAGAACAGCCAGGAAGUUUUGAAACUGAAAUUGAUCAAUUUGCAGACACUCUUAAAGGCUGGGUCACUACUGAUGAUGCUUUGCAAGACCUCGUGGAACUCAUCUACCAGCAGGCCACAACUGUACCACACUUCUCUUACAUGGGAGCAAGGCUGUGUAAUUAUUUGUCUCAUCAUCUAACCAUUAGUCCACAAAGUGGAAAUUUCCGGCAGUUACUACUUAAAAGAUGUCGAACUGAGUAUGAAAACAAAGAUCAGGCUGCAAAAGGAGAUGAAGCUACCAGAAAACGAUUUCAUUCCUUUGUGCUCUUCUUGGGUGAACUUUACCUUAACCUGGAGAUUAAGGGAACAAAGGGGCAGGUUACAAGAGCAGAUAUUCUUCAGGUUGGUCUUCGGGAAUUACUGAACGCCCUUUUUUCUAAUCCUGUGGACAGCAAUUUAAUCUGUGCAGUAAAACUACUGAAGUUGACAGGGUCAGUUUUGGAAGAUGCAUGGAAGGAAAAAGGAAAGACAGAUAUGGAAGAAGUGAUUCUGAGAAUUGAAAAUGUUGUCCUAGAUGCAAAUUGCAGCAGAGAUGUAAAACAGAUGCUUUUGAAGCUAGUAGAACUCCGAUCAAGUAACUGGGGUAGAGUUCAUGCCACCUCAACAUAUAGAGAAUCAACACCUGAAAAUGAUCCUAAUUAUUUCAUGAAUGAGCCAACAUUUUAUACAUCUGAUGGCAUUCCUUUUACUGCUGCUGAUCCAGAUUAUCAAGAAAAGUAUCAGGAGUUACUUGACAGAGAGAAUUUCUUCCCAGAUUAUGAGGAAAAUGGAACAGACUUAUCAGGGGCUGGAGAUCCAUACUUGGAUGACAUUGAUGAUGAGAUGGACCCAGAAAUAGAAGAAGCCUAUGAAAAAUUUUGCUUAGAAUCAGAGCGUAAGAGAAAACAGUAAAGUUAGAUAGAAAGAAAUUAUCUUUAUAAGGCAGUUUAGGUAUGGUGAUUAGCAAAACAGAAGGAAGCAAGGAAACAUGUCACAUUUAUACCAAAUUAAGGAUGUUGAGUUUAAGUUACUAAUGUAUGCAACUUUAAUUUUGUUUAACAAUAUCUGCCAAAAAAAGUAAACUUAUUUCCUAUAACUUAAAUUGUGUAUAUAUAUAUAUCAUAGUUUAUUAUGUACAUAUUAUGAACUGUUUUGGCUGCAAUAAAAUUUAUUUGAAAUAAGUGACAUGUUGAAAGAAAAUUUUACUGAUUAGAAGCUUAUCUUACUAAAAUAAAAUACUAUUUUCCUUGAGAAAAAAUAAACCUUAGUUUUUACAUUACUACAUAAAUGUAGCACCCUUUUUAUUAGCUAUUAAUAAUACAAUUUUAGGUUAAGUAUCCCACUAACAAAUUGGGUCUCAAAUAUGAAUCAUAAUCAUGAAAAAAGCUUUAGCAUUCAGAGUUUGAAAUCAUUCUUAACUCAUGUUACAUAUGCAAACUAAAUACUACUUAGAUUACCAGGGUCUUUAAAAAUUAUUAGUUUGUGGAAGAAAAUUGACAGCUAAAGCAUUUUAUAGGAGAAAGCUCGAAUAACAAUAGGGCUUCUGUGAUAAAAUUAUUUCAAGAACAAAGUCAAGCAUACGUUUUCUGCUACUUUGGCAGCUUUUUCUUUUUUUCUUUUUUAGAUCUACAAGCUUAAUUUUUUCACAUCACUAACUUGGUUAUCCUCCAGAAAAGAACUGGAACAUUAUCUUUUGAUUUAAUUUAUAUAACUUCUUCAGUUUCUUUUUGUAGUAUUGGAAAUUUUGUACUUGAGAAUUUUAACAGGUUUAUUCACCUACUACUUAUAGUUCUGGGUAUUUUUUUCUGCUUUAUAAUUUUUAAAGAGAGUCAUUUUCCCCUAAUAAUCCUUUAAUUUUAGUUUGGUUGUGUACUGAUAAGUAAUUUAAUUGCCUCCCAAACUUGAACCUGUACUUAUUUACAACUUCUAAAAGUAGGUAAAAAACAAAAACUUAUGUAUAAAAAAUAUUGUAAAUAUGCAUGUAAAUAGUUCUGUUAAUAAUGCACUGUAACACAUUUGGAACAUUUAUUUGUGUCAGUUAAUACAGUUAGCUUUCUGACUAAAUUUUCUGCCUGUUUAUUUGUUGAACAUAUUAGUUUAAAAUGAUUUUUUUAAAAAUAAAGCAGAGUUGGAUUUCUUUAAAUUAA
Molecule: messenger RNA, 2765 nt
Organism: Phascolarctos cinereus (koala)
Lineage: Eukaryota; Metazoa; Chordata; Mammalia; Diprotodontia; Phascolarctidae
Gene: PAIP1
Product: poly(A) binding protein interacting protein 1
Biological process (GO): regulation of translational initiation
Molecular function (GO): protein binding; RNA binding; translation activator activity
Source: RefSeq, a predicted model, not a curated record